AUGAAACAAAUAGUCAUACUCUUUGUUUUGAUUAUAUUCGCAACAGCUUCCAGUGGUAACUAACCUAAUAUAAACAGUAGAUCUGCUAAAGUCAUUAUCUAAAUUUGCUGAUAACGGGGAUAAUUCUUCCAAAUUUGCCAAGAGUACAGUUUCUCCAUUUUCUGAAGAAGAAUCUGAAGAUUACGAUAACGAAGACACUGAACCCACUAAGAAAAUGACACCCAAUUCCUAAUAAGACGACGACGACGACGAAGUUGAUGUUAUGGCCUAAUUGAAAAGUUACUAACAGAAACUUUCCACAAGCAAAGAUGCUAAGCCCCCUCAACCACAAAAGAAGUAGGUUCAAGUAAUUUCUGAAUCAGAAUCUGAAUACGAUGAUGAAGAUGACAGUGGUAACAUGUGGAGUAGAGGGAUAUCAAAAAAAUUGGCUUAAACUGAAUCUAAACCAUUAGUGUUACCAAUACAAUCAGCUAAAGAAUAAAUAAAGAACGAUUUCAACCAAUUUACAAGUUUAAAAAUGCCUGAAGUGCAAUAACGACCUCAAGAAACUAAAUCACAAGAUCAAAGUCCAAAAGUGUAAGAGGAUUCAGGAAAAGAACAUUCAGCUGAUUUUGAAAAAAUGAAACAAGCUUAAUUAGAGAAAUACAGCAAAAGAUUUCACCUUGAUGAACCUAAAGAAUCUAAGAGUAUGUAUGAGGAUGAUAGUCUGAAAGAAUUCAUGCCAAAAAUCAAUUUUCAACCUAUCAACAUACCAGAGUCCAAAACUUCAUAAUAAAUACAACCAAAUCCAGAAAAAAAAUAAGAAAAUAAUAAACAUUAUCAAUCAGAAACUGAUGAAUCUGAUGAAGAAGAAGAAGAAGAAGAGGAAUCUUUGGAAAUUAAAAAAAAGAAUUCAUUAUCAAAUAAAAACAAUAAUAAAGUUGACUAAUAACCUAACACAGAUGCAUUUGAUUUCUUUAAUCAAAAUAAACAAUAAUAGAAGUCAAAUAAGAAAAAUUAACAAAUUGAAUAGUCGGAGUCUGAGAAUGAAGAAAGUGAAUCUGCUUAAGAAGUGGAUGACGAUGAAGAUUAUGUUUAAUAGGUCAAGAAAAGCAAGAAAUAAAAGGACGAUAAAGAAGAAUAAAAGAGAAAAUAAAAAUAACUCCAAUAAUAAUAGGAAGAAGAAGAAGAAUAAAGAAGAUUGAUGAUGAAAAAAUAAAAAGAAUAAUAAAUUCAAUAAGAGGAAUUAAGAAAGAAAUAAGAGGAGGAAGAGAGAUAGCAAGAGGUAGCCAAAUAGUAAAAAUUAAAAAGAGAUUCUGAUGAAGAAUAGAUUCCUUAAAAGAAGAAGUCAAAAAAAUAAAAAAAGUAAUUGAGUUUAGAAGAAUUUCAAUAAUCUUUGAAAGUAGAAGAGGAGAAACCUCAAUUGACAUCGUUUGCAUAAAAGGAGGCAAAAGAAAAAGCAAUAUUAGAAUAGAAAACAUUUACAUUAGUAAAGGAGACUCCACAAUAAGUUUAAGAAUAGAAAGUAUUUAAAUUGUAGGCAGUUCCAAAGAAGCAACAAUAACUUAUUCAAGAGGAAGAGUCGGAAGGAGAAUCAGAAAGCGAAGAUGAUGAAUUUGAUACUCCUAAAUCUAUUAAUUGCUUUGAAAGUAAGAACAAAUUUAUAUAAUAAAUCUGCUAAUUAUGUUAGACUAAAGUAGCUUAUUAGGUUAAUCAACAGAAUUGGUAGAAGAUUGGAAUAAAUGACGGUUUCAGGUAUUUAUUAAAAAUUGUAUCAUAUAUCUUAGGAAUUUAGGCAAUCCUUUGAGCCGCUGAUCGAGUUCACUUUCAAAAGCAUAGGUGAAGUUGGAUCAUACUAUUUGAGUUUUAAAGAUCAUACAGUUUGUUUAAGUGCGGAAAAUUUAACGAAGAUGGUAGAUUUGAUAUAUUAUGUUUUAUAGACAAAUGUGGAUAAAGUAUUAAAGCACUUCACAGGGAAUUAAUUAGCUGAUUACAAUUCCCCAGUUGAUAUUCCAGCUAAAAGUUAGCCCAUUAACUUUUUAUUGAGUGCAGAAUACGGUAAAUAAUGUAGAAUAAAUUUAGAUUCCUUAUUAAAUGGAUUUUCAUGCCGAAGAUUUUAAAUAGCCAUAAAAACAGAUCUGAAAUAUAAAUUGAGUAAGAAAAACGAUAUUAAUGUUAAGCAAAUAAUAUUUUAUAAAAAUAAGGUAAAAUUCAUGUUAACUGAUAGUUAAAAUUAAAAUAUAUUGGUUUGAUUUAAAUAAAUGGUGUUGUCCAUCAAGCAAGUUUUGAUUAGGAAGAAGGAGGAGAAGUCACAAAUUUAAUUGUUACUCAAUUGAAUCUGCCCAAAGAACAAGGAGUCAUAGCCAGUUUGGUUGAUAAAUAUGUGGAUAGUAAUUUCGUUGCAGAUAUGCUCCAGAAAUCGGGUAAUUUUUAGUUCUUAGACUUAGAAUAAAUGAUGGCUGAUUUAUAGAUCUAGACACAUAUUAAGAAUGAUGAUAUUGGACUCACAUUUAAUUUAAGAAAGAGGAAGGGAAAAUUAUGA
This is a messenger RNA of Paramecium octaurelia, 2521 nucleotides long. The record is from the annotation of a GenBank genome assembly. Lineage: Eukaryota; Ciliophora; Oligohymenophorea; Peniculida; Parameciidae.